Molecule: messenger RNA, 666 nt
Organism: Thrips palmi
Lineage: Eukaryota; Metazoa; Arthropoda; Insecta; Thysanoptera; Thripidae
Product: zinc finger protein 668-like
Exons: 6
Coding region: 1-666 (221 amino acids)
Biological process (GO): regulation of transcription by RNA polymerase II
Molecular function (GO): RNA polymerase II cis-regulatory region sequence-specific DNA binding; DNA-binding transcription factor activity
Source: RefSeq, a predicted model, not a curated record
AUGAAAAGCCUGAAGCUGAAUGUCGAAUCGAAACCCGCAGCCGGACCCCUUGCGAACCAGCAGAACCAAGUUCCAGACCGCCUCAACGGCAGCGAUGCGAGCGAACGCCAGCAAGGCUUUGCCCCAGCGUCGCCGCAGCGCUACCGGUACAUGCACGUCGUGCAACCGGACGCAGGCACGGCCAUCCGCGCCGCCACCAUGAUGCCCCUGCUGCUGGACCGGCCCUUCGGCUGCCCCAUGUGCGGAUGCACCUUCACGACCCAGGCGGCAUUGCGGAAGCACGUCAAAAGACAUUCCCCGUGCCCGAACCCACCGUGCAGCGGUCCCUGUUGCUGCCGCCCCAUCGGCCAGCCUGCCGCGCAUCCUAGUGGAGUGGCGAAGGACGACAAGCCUCUCCUGCCCCACACGUGCUCCCAAUGCGGAAAGUCGUUCCGCACGGCGGGCUACCUGGCCGUGCACCGGCGCGUGCACACGGGCGUGCGCCCCUUCUCGUGCUCGUGCGGCAAGGCGUUCGUGCGGCGCUGCAACCUGCGCGCGCACCUCGUGUCGCACACGCGCGAGCGGCCGCACGCCUGCCUGCGCCCGGACUGCGGCCAGCGCUUCCAGUUCCGGAAGCAGCUGGAGCGGCACCGCUUACAGUGCGUCGCAGCAGUAUCACAGCAUUAG